GAGAUUUCCUUCCUCAGAUCCCAAAUCCGGACGCUUUUCUUUCUCUGGUCGGUACGCAAGAAUUUCGUGUUGAUUCCACGAUCAUGAAUUUAAACUUCAAUCUUAAUUCGAGAUAUCACGAUUUUAUAUGAAUUUUUUCUUCUGGGUUUCAGGAGUGUCGCCAUGGCUAAGAGCUCCUUCAAGCUGGAACAUCCCCUCGAAAGGAGGCAGGCAGAAGCCGCUCGCAUCAGAGAGAAGUAUCCUGAUAGAAUACCAGUAAUUGUUGAGAGGGCUGAGAAGAGUGAUGUGCCUGACAUUGAUAAGAAAAAGUCAGUU
Molecule: messenger RNA, 315 nt
Organism: Rubroshorea leprosula
Lineage: Eukaryota; Viridiplantae; Streptophyta; Magnoliopsida; Malvales; Dipterocarpaceae
Source: the annotation of a GenBank genome assembly